AUAACUGAAAACAAGUACAGCACUUGUUAUGUUGCGAAGGUUAUAUCGAUAUUCGUAAAAAUGGGUCGCAGAAUACGAUCGACAACAGAACGCUAGUGUUCCUUGAUAUAUUAGUCUAAUGUCCAACAUUGAGUUUCAGGAUACUACGUUGAAUCGUUGUAAUUUUAUUAGUAGUCGAAUACAAUUUGUGCAUCGAUCAGUGAGCAGUGCGGCAAUUUUUGCGUGUGUAUCGUACCUGGAAACGAUCGUGAGCAAGACGGUAGAGGGGUUACGUCCGUAUGUUAUACCCAUGUUGGUCGUUUCGAAGCGUGGUUACAUUGUUGACUUUCUAUCGUAAAGUCAGGAAUCGUUGCUGCCUCUACGUUCGCGUGUAGUAACGAGGAAACGGAGCAGAACAACGGAAUUAGUCCCGUAACAAUUCACCUGGUUUUUUCACUCGUCGGAGAAUGUUGCAUUGACAAUCGAUUGACAAUCGAUCGACAAGCGAUCAGUCGAAUGUCGAUCGAUGCUAACCUAGGAUUUUAUCGCGGCAUAUCUCGCAGGGACUCUUUAUUUUCAAAUUAUUUCGAAUUGAGUCGAUCGUGCGAACGUGCAUGUGUAGUGCGACGAAUUGUGUAUUGGCUACGAUUUAUGGAAGUAUUCGAGAGCAAUAUACUCGUCGGGAGAUUACGUCCGUGAGUGUGAUCACAGCUGAUCGUUCCUGAUAGUGAGUGACUUUACUGAUCGGCGAGAGAACCUGUUUAGAUUCCAACGUGUCGUGCACGAGUCGAGGCGAGGAAAAAGUGAACUUCUACGCGGUCUUUAUUUUUGCACACGUCGUGUAAUUUAUUUACAAUAUUCGAAGGUGAGCGGUAUGACUCACGUUAUUCAACUGUUUUCGAAAUUUUAAAUCAGCGUGAUAUUCGCACAACGCACAUUCGAAUAUUUCUAACUUGAAGAUAAGCUACCUUAGUUAUCAAAGCUUUUAAUCGUAUAGGAAGAAGCAGUUAAAGAUCCCACUUUAUAUUUUAUAUACUUUGUCGAGGAGUCGAUACAUUUUCAAUUACCUGCAUACCAUACGCCAACGAUUUUCUUUGAUAAAAAAUGAAGAUUGAGCAAGCUUCGAUGACAUCGCUUUUUCAGUGAGAUUUUAGAUAUGUAUAUACUACGUAUUAAUGUCAAUCAUCCGCGACACAAGCAUCGCGUGGUACGCGACAUUCAAACUACGUUACUUCUAUUGGAUUUUCCGUGUUGAUUAAUGUGUAUACCCGCAUUUUGUGCAUUACAAAUGACUGUGACGUUGAGACGAUCGGCCACCUGGUUUCGCGAGUGUCAUCAUUACGAACAACAAUAAAAGUCACGCGUUGGCCUGACACGUGACAUUCGAUCGACAAUUGGCGGGCGUGUAACGACUCGCUACCACGAUGCUACCGAAAAAAGACGGCCAUCCUGAGCCGUACGCUCUGGAGGAUAUGAUAUCCGAUCUUCAAGCGCGACGAAAUUCCCUAGAUCAGGAGGACCUCGAGGAUCCGGUAGAGCUUCUAAAAAAACGCGAUAAAGACCUUGUAUUAGCCGCAGAAUUGGGAAAAGCGCUUUUAGAAAGGAACCAGGAAUUAACCAGACAGAGUGAAGCACUCACUGAGGAGUACUCUUCAAAAUUAGAGAGUCUGGAACAAGAGAGGCACCUGCUUCGUCGACGGUUAGAGGAAGCCAGGAGCGAGAACGAAGCGAGAACCUUGGAGCUGCAGGCGGACGUGGAGACAUUGAGGAGUCAGCUAGAAGAACAAAAUGAACGAGCUAGAAGAGCGGAACGGGACCAGGCGACGCUUGUCGCGGAGCUCACCGCGCAAAAUACGAGGCUGGCCGAUCAGCUGAGAGAAGCCGCGAAGCAGGAAGAGCAAUUGCUCAUCGAGGUCAAGGUGCUCAGGGAAAAGUGUGCCCUCAGAAGUACCACGCUCCAGGAUCACGUCAGUAGCUUGGAGGUUCUCAGGGACGAGGUGCAGUUGGUGUCCGCACAAAGAACAGAAUUAGAGAGGAGGUCCUUGGAGCUGAGGGAAGAGAGGGCGAGAGCAAUGGCGGCUCUUGAAGAAGCCGAGGAUAGAGCCGCGGCCUUGGAACGGCUCGGUCACGAGGCGGAACACCGAGCAAAACUAGCUGAACGUGAGAGGGACGAGCUGGCGGCGACAUUGGCAACUAUCGAGGCGGAAAGGAGAGGCAGAUCCGGCUCGAUACAGAAACCACCGAGGUCCCUGCAGGCGGAGAUGGAGUGCGAGGAGAGCGGAAGCUCGCUGGGUGAUCAGGAGGAUUUGCGUGCAGAGGUGGCGAGGGCGGUGAAGCGAUUGAAGGAGCUGUGCGUCCAUUUGAGACGAGGGGAGGACGACUCCGGUUUGCAGAGUGACUGCGACGAGUCUAUGCUCGUGAUCGUGAACAACACCACGGAAACGGAGGAGGCGGAUACCAAUGGACAGGAGACUCUUGCUAGUUCGGCCAAUUGUCCCGGUGCUUUGUUGGACUUGGUGGAGGAGGUAUACAACUUGGCUCUUUCCGGAAGAGGGGCACCAGGAGAGCUCGGUUUAGCCGUGGAACUUCACAGGGUGCGCGAAGAGCUGGAGAACCUGAAGGACCAACACAAGCAAACGCAAGAGGAAUUAAAGAGGCGCGGAGAGGCUUUGCUCGAUACGACGAGCAAACUGAGUGUGAGCGAGGCCGAACUGCGCGGGGUUAAAGAGGAACGCGAUAGAGCUCGGGACGAUAUGGAACAUUCGCAGUUAACGAAGGACGAGAUUUUGGCUCAGGCUUACAAAGUUCGAGACCAAGCUGUGGCUAGGAAAAACAGGGCGGAAGUGCAACUGGCCAAAACGAGGAUAGACGUUCUUCAGGCUGACAGCCAGCUGAUGGAGGCUAUUCGACAGAAGGUCGAACUUAGUCAACAGCUGGAACAAUGGCAAAUGGAUGUGCAGUUACUUCUGGAUGAACAUGUUCGAAGCAAACUGAUGCCUGUAACGAACUCUAUCACCGCCGCGAACUCUGAGAAUUCAGAAAUCGUGGCUCCGGCUAGGAAAAAGCGGAGCACCUCGUCGAGAAAGGUGUUCGGUCUGUUUUGACGAAAAUGACUUUUCGCGUAGACUUCGCGUUGCGCGAAAUGAAAGCCAAGAGACACCGGUGCACGGUGAGAGAAAAAGACUGCGCUCGAAGAAAGGUUUUUUACUUUUCGUUGUGCGGCCAGCGUAUCAGGGACCACUCGCCCGCUCAUCUACCCGUCACGUUUGGAGACAGACUGCUAACUCGAACCUUGAGCAGCAAACACGCCAUAGAAGGCGCUUCGCGUACGUCGUUUUUUACGACAAUUUGUAUAGUUGUUAAGUUUACAGGGCAGCUCGUUUUUUACUAGCAAGAUCAGGAAAUCGAGUCUCGAUCAUGGGACGUUUAUCUUGCUUGGAGUAGAUUUUCUGGCGUGGCUAGGUUUUUCCUAAACGUUCUUGACAAUAGAUUCAUCACUGCUAUUAUUAUUAUUAUUUUCUUCUUUUUUUAAUGUCGAACAGUAUAUCACAGUUACGUGUUCGAAUGCAAGACAACGAAAGAAAGUUUCUUCUUUUCAGAUGUCUAUGUGAUUCAUCGAGAAAAGAAGGAAAGUGUCAAUCGGCAGACUUAAGCGAUUACUUGGUAUACAGUGAAGCGCGAACGUUUCUUUUCCCUCCGGGCGAAUAUCUCGUCAUUCCCAUAAUCAUGGAACAACUCGUUACCGAACGAUCUCUAGCGGCGUCUACUCGUAAAGAUCUCCGGACUCGCGGUACAAACUUAUCAUUAUUCUGAGCGAUGCGUUUAAGCGAAACUAUAGCCAGCUCCCUCGUUCUCCUUUCUCUUUAUUGGACGAAAUGCGACGAGGCGACCUAAAGAGGAUCGAUCUUUUUCAACCCGUGGCUGUAAAUAUAUUAUAUGAAACGUUUCUGAUAACGUAAGACAAAUGAGUUUUACGUUGACUUUUACGAGAGCGAAAUUUCUUUUGGACGUUGAUUGCGAUGAUACGGAUUUAUGUAAUAUACAUUAUCGUUAUUACGAUAAAUUUUAACUGAAUUUAUGGCGCUAUCGUCGUUACAUUAGUGACAAGAAUACCUUAUAGGAACAAAAAUUAAAUCAAAUAGGGAAGGAGAAAUAAAAAAUUAAAUCCAAAAGUUAGGAGAGGAUUUUAAUGGCUUAUAUUUAUGCUAUUUUUUAAAUGUUCAUUAACCGUUUGAGUCUCAGGGGUUAUUGAAAAAAAAGAAAACUCUCGAACAGUGCGAUAGCAGUUGUUUUAAUCGAUUGCGAAGAGAACCAAACGGCACGAUAGCGCUCGUCAUAUUUGUUACUUUAUGAAUUAUCUCUAUAUUAUUAUAUAUGCGUGUUAUUAGUUUAUAAACAUUCCAAGUAUUGUUCCAUGAAAAUUAUUAAGAAGAUAACAAUGAAAUACAAAAUAUCGUCAAUCGUCCGUAGCGUCCAAAUGUACUGGGACUUUUGACAUAAAAUCUAAACAGUGUGAUCGCGCUGCUUGAGACUCAAACGGUUAAUAACGUCCGUCCGUCCAUCUGUCCAAAUGGAUCAGGAAAUUAAGUAGUACGAAUCGAAAAUUGUAUACAAAGAAAAGAAAGACAUUGUUAGGGCUAGUGGCGAAUGUCGAUCGACCAAGCUAUAACCCUGCGAACCUUUUACACAACGGCAGUGCAAUAUCAUGCUAGAGAAAUUUUUUCACACGCGUUUGCGCCGGUCAACCGCGACGAUGUUCCUCGACAUUCUUUCUCUCCAUUUCAGUCUGAACGCUUAGCUUUAAUUAAACGAUCGGUAUUAAGUAACAACGAAGCGGUUGCACGCGGUUCGUUUAACGCGGCCGCGCAGCGUUUGUGCUGGCGUUCGCGCGCGCAGUAAUCUUCUUUGUAAAUUAGUAAUCGAUGAAGUCGAAACGUACUCGUCGAUAUUUUACGAUAGCUAUACGAUUCCACCUGAUCUAAACAAUUGUGACAACGUAUUUAUUUAAUAAAAAUCUGUUUUACGGA
Bombus terrestris (buff-tailed bumblebee) is the source of this 5006-nucleotide messenger RNA. Its product is annotated as bicaudal D-related protein homolog. The transcript is spliced from 5 exons. The record is from RefSeq and is a predicted model, not a curated record. Bases 1404 to 3083 code for a protein of 559 amino acids. NCBI's taxonomy places the organism in Eukaryota, Metazoa, Arthropoda, Insecta, Hymenoptera, Apidae.